Molecule: messenger RNA, 930 nt
Organism: Poecilia reticulata (guppy)
Lineage: Eukaryota; Metazoa; Chordata; Actinopteri; Cyprinodontiformes; Poeciliidae
Source: RefSeq, a predicted model, not a curated record
CCAUUUUCUCUGUAAAAUCGAAAGCAGGGAAGGAGCCGUGACGCUCAGAACAGCGACCUCAACCGAGACGCGCAGGGAAGCCGCAGAAACAUCAACUAUGGCGCUGUCAACUGUCCUCGAAACUCCCGGAGCUGGGUUUAAUUUUGAAAACGCGACGAGAAAUGCUGCGUUAGAGGGUCUCUUUGGAGGAGGACAGACACCAAAACCUCUGAAAACUGGCACUACGAUAGCAGGAGUUGUGUUUAAGGAUGGAGUUGUUCUUGGAGCCGACACUAGAGCCACAUCCAGCGAAGUGGUAGCUGACAAGAUGUGUGCCAAGAUCCAUUAUAUUUCCCCAAAUAUAUAUUGCUGUGGAGCAGGAACAGCAGCAGACACAGAGAAAACCACAGAUCUUCUGUCAUCCAACCUCUCCAUCUUCUCACUGAACAGUGGGAGAAACCCUCGUGUUGUCAUGGCUGUGAACAUCCUGCAGGAUAUGCUGUACAGGUAUCACGGUCAGAUUGGUGCCAACCUGAUACUAGGAGGAGUGGACUGUACUGGUAACCACCUGUACACUGUUGGUCCAUAUGGAGAUAUAAAUAAGGUCCCUUACCUUGCAAUGGGUUCUGGUGAUCUGGCUGCUCUUGGCAUUUUAGAAGAUGGGUUCAAACAUAAUCUAGAGCUGGAGGAGGCAAAGGAGUUGGUGCGAGCGUCCAUCCACGCUGGCAUCAUGAGUGACCUGGGCUCAGGCAACAACACUGACAUCUGUGUCAUCACCAAGCAAGGAGUGGACUAUAUCAGACCCUACCAGGAGUCAGAGUACAAGGACAAGAGGAAUAUUAAAUAUCGAUAUCGCCCGGGCACAACUCCAGUCCUGACAGAAAAAGUAGUCACCUUGAAGCUGGAAGUUGUACAAGAAGCUGUGCAGAAGAUGGACACUGCCUAAACUAC